CAAAGUCAACGCCUCUCUCUCUCUCUCUCUCUCUCUCUCUCUCCGUGUCCAACCUCUUCUACUUCUUCUGAGCAUCCUUUACUCGCUUUGGCUCUCUCUCUGAUUACCAAUUGGCCAUGAAAUACCAGCCAUAGCGAUUUGUUCCUCAAACAACCAAAAGGCCUCAGAUUUUUUCAUUUCUUUUCGGGGCGAUGGGUAACGGUUUCGGAAAGCUGACAGUGUGUUUCACCGGCGGCGGAGAGGGUCGCCGGAGGCAGGACUUGCCCGUUUUAUUAUCGGACCCUUUGGACCUAGGACACUCCUUCUGCUACGUGAGACCCGACCAGAGUCGCCUCUCGUCCUCCAAGGUCCACUCCGAAGAGGCCACCACCUUCAAAACUAUCUCCGGCGCUUCGGUGAGCGCCAACACUUGGACACCUCUCUCCACGUCGAUCGUGGACGUUUACUCCUACAACAGUAUCGACCGAGCUGCGGCGUUCGAGAGCUCAACCUCCUUCGCUUCGAUUCCUCUGCAACCGAUUCCGAAGAAUUUGAUGAAUUCGGGUCCGAUUUCCGGUAGCAUGUACGGAAUUCCGAGCUCGGGUCCGUUGGAGAGAGGAUUUCUAUCGGGCCCGAUUGAGCGGGGCUUCAUGUCCGGCCCGUUGGAUCGCGGGCUGUACUCGGAUCAGAUGGAGAAGGGUUUCUCUGGCCAGUUCCAGAGGAGCUUCUCUCAUGGGGCUUUUGCAUUCAGGCCCAGAUCGAGAAAAGGGAAGCUGAUUCGGGUCCUCCAGAGAGCGAUAUCGAAAGCUAUGUCUCGGGGGCAGCAAAACUCGAUCGUGGCUCCGAUUAAAUCCGGCGUGGUGAAAGAACCCGAUUGGAUUGUUGGGACUGAGAGGCACCACAACGAGAACUUGACGGUGAGCAGCGUGAAUUUUAGCAGCGACGGUAGCUUGGAAGACGACGAGGACUCCUUGGAAAGCCAGAACCUUCAGUGGGCUCAGGGAAAAGCAGGGGAGGACCGAGUGCACGUCGUCGUUUCGGAGGAGCACGGCUGGGUAUUCGUCGGGAUUUACGAUGGGUUCAACGGCCCCGAUGCUCCUGAUUUCUUACUCUCCAAUUUGUACUCAUUCGUGCACAAGGAGCUUAAGGGUCUGUUGUGGGACGACGGGUUUGAAUCCCCUACGAACACAAUCACUGCCCAACCUGCCUAUUCUUCCCCUGCUUCCGAUUCCGAUGUCAAUUCCAAUUCGGCAAUGGAAGAUUCCGAUGGAAAUUCGGCAAGGAAUCGGUCGGCCGGAGAUGCUUGUACUCGGUGCGCAGUUGAGGUGCAUGAGAAUUUUCCUUGUGCAAGUGGGGACGAUGAUGCGAAGCGAACUAGGGGUAAGGUUUCCUCGAAGAGCAGAUACAAGAACAGAGGAUCGGAGAGCCAGAGGAGGUGGAGGUGGAAGUGUGAAUGGGACCGUGAGCGAGUGGAGCUCGACAGGAGGUUAAAGGAACAGUUACUGAAUAGUAGCAAUAAAUCUGGGUCGGAUGGGGCGAGAGCGAUCAACCACUCGGACGUGUUGAAAGCGCUUUCGCAGGCUCUGCGGAAAACAGAGGAGUCAUAUUUGGAUAUUGCGGACAGGAUGGUUGUGGAGAAUCCGGAGCUGGCGUUGAUGGGUUCGUGUGUGCUCGUCAUGCUAAUGAAGGGUGAGGAUGUGUAUGUGAUGAAUGUGGGUGAUAGUCGAGCAGUGUUGGCUCAGAAGGCCGAGCCCGAUUAUUGGUUGGGGAAGAUUCGCCAGGACUUGGAGAGAAUCAAUGAAGAAACUAUGCAUGAUCUGGAAGCGUUGGACGGUGAUAGGCCCAGCACGUGUCCGAGUCUGACCGCUUGUCAGCUUAGCGUGGAUCAUAGCACUAGUGUGGAAGAGGAGGUUCAGAGAAUAAAGAGUGAACACCCAGAUGAUGCUUGUGCUGUGAUCAAUGAUCGUGUGAAGGGUUCCUUGAAGGUCACUCGUGCUUUUGGUGCUGGUUUUCUCAAGCAGCCUAAAUGGAACAAUGCACUUUUGGAGAUGUUCAGAAUAGACUACAUAGGGACUUCCCCUUACAUCAACUGUUUCCCAUCUUUAUACCACCAUAGAUUAGGCCCAAAAGACAGGUUUUUGAUAUUAUCCUCUGAUGGGCUCUAUCAAUACUUCACAAAUGAAGAAGCUGUUUCUGAAGUUGAGCUUUUCAUCAUGUUACAACCCGAAGGAGACCCGGCUCAACAUCUGGUUGAGGAAGUGCUGUUUCGAGCAGCCAAGAAAGCUGGUAUGGACUUCCACGAAUUACUCGAAAUACCACAAGGGGAUCGGCGGCGAUACCACGACGAUGUUUCCAUCAUUGUUAUUUCUUUAGAGGGAAGGAUAUGGAGGUCAUGUGUAUAAAAGUAGAGAAAAUCUCAGAGAAGAUAUAGAGACAUUUGCUUAAGAAAAAAAAAAAAAAAAACUCAGCAUUACCCCUUUUUUGCUCUGUUUUCUUCCUGGUCACCUCUGUAAAAUUAAGCAAUUAAGCUCUCCGGAAUUAAGGGUCUUAGUUGGGAAUGUACACUGGGUGGCAAGGAGUGUAAAGGUGUAAAAGCUGGUUCAUGUUGAUUAUAAAACUGACAUAGAAAAUUGUAAUUUUCUAAUAAAUGGUAUUCCUUUUGAAAA
Messenger RNA from Corylus avellana, 2645 nucleotides. RefSeq names its product putative protein phosphatase 2C 23. The record is from RefSeq and is a predicted model, not a curated record. Lineage: Eukaryota; Viridiplantae; Streptophyta; Magnoliopsida; Fagales; Betulaceae. Gene Ontology annotation, molecular function: protein serine/threonine phosphatase activity. Gene Ontology annotation, biological process: protein dephosphorylation.